AUGCAGAUCGUCACAACCGAUAACGAGACCCUCAAGGCGAAAGUGGAGGAGAUCGCGGCGAAGAACAUGGCGGGAGAGUUCAAGGACAUGAGUGAGAUCCCGAAUCCUGCGAACUUCACGCUCAACGGAAGCAUGCAAAAUGCCUCCCAGGGUUUCUGGGCCGAUCAACGACACAAGAACCCCUUUUUGCAGUACGUAGGCCCUUGUCAUUCCAGCCCCAAUUCUUGCCAAGGUGUUGGUGAGCUCGGGAAGAGCUUCGAGUUCAUGAUGCUGAAGCUGGCCCAGCUUGAGACGCUGUGCGAGUUGCAGCAGGCCGAGCUCGAGUCAUUGAGGAAGACGGUGAAAGGUCUUGCCGAACAUGUGGAUCACCCGGACAGCGUGGCGUCUUUGGUGCAGAAAGACGAGAAAACCAGAAUGCAAGAGACCCAGCAAACCCUGAAGAGGGUCCUCGCCAAGCACGCUCAGCAGCACAAGAACAAGGACUUCCAUCCGAAGACUUCUCGGCAAAACUACAGCCCGGCCGACGCCAAGCCAGAUUCGCCGAAACGCGCCGGCGAAGCCGGGGCGAGUGACCGAGCCGAGCUGCUGGCAGGAGGAGCCCAGCAGUCGGGGAGCAAAGGUUCGCAAAGGUGGGGUGCGGUCGGUGGCUGGGUCGAGGACCGCGUGGAGGCAAGGACAGGGCCUCAGAUCUCCCAAAGCGCAACCUCCGAGCCCAAGCACGAGGAUGUCAAAAGCGUCGCUGAGAGCACAGCGGAUGCCUACGAGGCAGCCGCAGACAAGGUGGCCUUCGUUGCCAAUACGGUCAUUGACACCGUGGAGAUGGCCGUGCAGAUCCUUCUGAAAGGCUUCACCGAUUGGGCCGCCGACUGCGACAUCAGCGGACCCAGCAUUAGGGAUUACAUCGAGACAUGUAGGACCACCGGCUGGCGAGAGGUGAAGCGCAGCGUUCUGGGUCUCACCUUCACAAUGCAUGAGCCCAUAGUGGAGUGUACAAGAAACAGUGUCCUGAUGGCGCUUGACUGGGGUAGACAGAAGUGUUGGAUCCGCCUGAUGGGCCAACAGAGGCUCAAGCCGGAGAAGGCUUCCGCGUAG
Symbiodinium sp. CCMP2456 is the source of this 1092-nucleotide messenger RNA. The record is from the annotation of a GenBank genome assembly. NCBI's taxonomy places the organism in Eukaryota, Dinophyceae, Suessiales, Symbiodiniaceae.